Labrus bergylta (ballan wrasse) is the source of this 2143-nucleotide messenger RNA. RefSeq names its product chromosome 13 C2orf69 homolog (gene c13h2orf69). NCBI's taxonomy places the organism in Eukaryota, Metazoa, Chordata, Actinopteri, Labriformes, Labridae. Gene Ontology annotation, cellular component: mitochondrion. The record is from RefSeq and is a predicted model, not a curated record.
UUGUUAAACAGCGCCUCUUCGUGACCAUAAAGAGAAAUGCCCGAAUUAAAUUGGAAUUGUAGAGUUUUUAUUGACGCUGGUGAAAUGUGUGACUAGCGACGGAAAGCACACAAUGACCAAUGAUAAGUAUUUCGGCUUUAAAGCCACCUACAGGCUCCUCUAGUAAUCUAUUUCGCUGCUGAUAGCAAAACGCUGUGAAGCUAGCAGAGAGACAGUGGCUAGCUAGUUGACAGCAGAAGUAUGAACGAACUUAACUGCGUUUAAAAGAAAAAGGCCUUCUCGUUUUCUUAUUUAAAGUCCAUGCUACAUGCCCGAGCUGUCGCCGUGGGCUUCACUCUCUUAACUGUGGCCAAAACGAUGACCUCUGUGGCAGCGACGGCAUCCUCCGAGCCCCGGGGGCUGCAUGCAUCAGUCACCCCGGAUGCACGCACCGGGAGCCCGCAGCAGAGGCUCCAGAAGCUGCUGGCGGUGCCGGGACACCAGCCGAGCCGGAUGAACGACCUGCUGCUCCUCCGGCCUGAAACAGACAGUCCCACUGCAGAGGAGAAGAGCAACAACAAGCAUGUGGUGUUUUUUCACGGUGACAUUCAGAACUUUGAGGAGGACAUGGCUCUGCAGCCGGAGGGAUCUCAGUGGCUCCGCUGGAGUCUGGAGCAGGUCGCUCUCACGUUGGGCCGACGCUUCCCUGACCGCCAUGUUUGGAUGGUCAGAGCCUCCAACAUGUACCUCCACAAGUUCAGCUGCUACCACAACUUUGUGGAGAGCAACAUGUUCGGAGCACCGGAGCACUCGGCUUACUCCACUGACUUUGGAGCGUUUCUCCACCUCAGGGACCUGCUGAGCCACGGCAUGGAGCGAGCUGACCUCCCACACCCCCUGCAGCCACAAGGAGGCGCCGACAGCAUCCCCUCAGGCUUCUCCCUCAUCCUGGUGGGCUUCAGCAAAGGCUGCGUGGUCCUGAACCAGAUGGUGUACGAGCUGCCUGGGGCCAGAGCGGACCCCCAGUUGUCCCACUUUAUCAAACAGAUCACAGACAUGUUCUGGCUGGACGGGGGGCACCCGGGGGGCAGCGAGACCUGGGUGACUGACAAGCAGGUUCUGAAGGAACUGGCGUCCAGCGGCGUGUCGAUCCACGCCCAUGUGACACCGUACGAGGUGUGUGACCCGAUGAGGGCCUGGGUGGGCCGCGAGCACACACUCUUCAUUAAAACCCUGGAGGAGUUCGGGGCCUGUCCCAGUAAGAAGCUGCACUUUGAGGACGAGCCCCCCUCCAUCGAGAACCACUUCAGGGUCAUCCAGGAGUUCUGAGCUCUGCUUACAUAAAAACAACACGAUACUGAGCGAUUAGCUGAACUUGUGAGCGCUUUAGAUGAUGACAGAGUGUCUUAUUCGCUGCUCGUACCUCGUUUCUCUGGGAUUUAAGGGCUCAGAGUUUGACGGACGCUGGCUCGUUGUACGCACUACAUGCACUUGAUCCCAGCUUCAAAGAUUCCCUGUUAAUGUGCUGCAUCCUGAACCCCCCCCCAAACUUGACCUACCCCGCGGCUUAGAGUGCUCCUGUUGUUAGGACGCACCUUUUCAUUUGGGAACAGGUGUUGUCAUCAAACCCUCAAACGGGGACUUUUUCAAAUGUCAAAUGCACUCCAAAAUGCUUUGGUCAAAAUGUUGGCGACGUCGAGACCUCUCAGUACCGCUGGUUUAAAAACGAUGCUCUCCGUUAUUCUAGUGAAUGAUAGUGUCACAAUGUGCUAAAGCUUAAAAAAAACAAGAUAUAUUUCAUAGGAGAGGAAUGACCUCGUAAAAAAAAAAAACACAAGCUAACUUCUGCUCACUUUCUAUAUUGCAUGAAUCCAUUGACGACAUUGCUUACAUUUUUGUGCAAUUAAGACAAUAUGUAGAAGUUUGCUCACAAUUUUUGAUGAUUGAAAACAAGAGAUGACCCACAGUUUGGUGUCUAGGACUUGUAUUUCUGUUGCCAUGGUAUCAAGACAGGGAUUGAUACGGUUUGAUUUUUACUAGAAUCAUAUUAAAGUGAAUCAUUCUGGUAUCACGACAACCCCACUCCAAAGCAACAGACAAAAUUUCCCUUGCAAACUUGAGGUUAUUUUAAAAUGACACGGAGCUACCAUUGCGGUGAAAAACC